Pelmatolapia mariae (spotted tilapia) is the source of this 2043-nucleotide messenger RNA. Its product is annotated as disintegrin and metalloproteinase domain-containing protein 10. Gene Ontology annotation, molecular function: metalloendopeptidase activity. Gene Ontology annotation, cellular component: plasma membrane. Bases 1 to 2043 code for a protein of 680 amino acids. The transcript is spliced from 15 exons. Gene Ontology annotation, biological process: Notch signaling pathway; membrane protein ectodomain proteolysis. The record is from RefSeq and is a predicted model, not a curated record. NCBI's taxonomy places the organism in Eukaryota, Metazoa, Chordata, Actinopteri, Cichliformes, Cichlidae.
AUGGGGGUCCAACACUGCUGUUUGCUGCUUUUGCUUGUCGGCUGCCAUGAAUGGAUUACAGGUGCUGUGGGUAGCAUGAGUCCUUACAUAAAGUAUUACGAGGGCUUGUCUUACGACAGGGAAGAUCUUCAUAGGAAGCACUUGAGAGCCAAGAGAGCCACACAGUCUCAGGACUAUACACUGCAUUUGAAUUUUACUGCUUUUCACAGGAUUUUCCACCUGCUUUUGAGGCAAAACAGUGCAGUAUUUUCUAAAGACUUUACAUUGGUCAGUGAAAAUGAUUCGACGUAUGUUGAUCUUUCCCACAUCUACUCAGGAAUAUUAGAAGGUGAACCUGCCUCCGCCUGCCAUGGCUCUGUGUUACAGGGACAGUUUGAGGGAACUAUCCAUACAGAAAAUGGGACUUAUCACAUAGAGCCAUCUGACAGAUACACCAGCAGUCCAACAGACCACCACUCGAUAAUCUACCGUGAGGACGACAUGGCUCUGUCAUACAUGACGUCUGCCCCCGAUGGAUUCUGUGCUGCAAAAACUCUAAACGUCCUCGCCCAAAACCUCAGAUCCAGUCAGGCACCAGUGAGCCGGGCGAGGAGAACUCUGGAUGAGUCAAAGACCACCUGCCUCCUCCACGUUCGUGCAGACUACCUCUACUACAAAAGAUUCAAGUCUGUCGAAGCGGUUGUGGCUCAGGUUGCCUCGUACAUCCGGGCCGUGAAUGACAUCUACGACAAGGUGGACUUCAGUGGAAUCCAGUUGAUCAACUUUAAAGUCAAGUCCCUCAGAGUGAUGACAGAAGAGGAUAAAAAUGACCCGCUGUCUCCUCUGUACAUCGGCCCCGAGAAGCUGCUAAGUCUGUACUCGGAGAACAACUGGGGCAACUUCUGCCUGUCCUACCUGCUCACUGACAGAGACUACAGUGGAGUGCUGGGGCUUGCCUGGGAAGGCAAAGCCGGAAACUGGGGAGGAGUGUGUUCAAAGCCUGCGGCCCUCAAAAACGGUGUUACCUGCACCCUGAACACAGGUCUGGUCACAAUUCAGAACUACGGACAGUUUCUGCCUCCUCGACAAGUCCAGCUGACUUUGGCACACGAGCUCGGCCACAGCCUUGGAUCUCCGCACGAUGAGGACGCUAACUGUGGGAACCUCGGCUCCGAUGUCGGUAAAGGCAGGCACCUGAUGUUUCCUUACGCCACAGACGGGGCGCAUGAAAACAAUGAUAAAUUCUCACCCUGCAGCAUCAAACACAUUAGCAACAUCCUGAAGCUGAAGAAAGAUGACUGCUUCAUGGUCAGUGAUCAGCCCAUCUGUGGAAACCAGAUCAUAGAGGAAGGUGAGGAGUGUGAUGUCGGUAACAAAGAUACAGAUCUCUGCUGCUACAGUGCUAAAGAGCCUGUAGGAAUCCAGUGUCGCCUCAAGCCUGGUAAAGUCUGCAGUCCAAGUCAGGGCCUGUGUUGUGAUCAGAAGUGCGAGUUUAAGCCAGAGGGUCAGAGGUGCAACGAGGAGACAGACUGCCAGAAAGUGAGCGUGUGCUCAGGACUCUCCCCGCUCUGCCCCAAGCCAGCUGCCAAGGAAAACCUCACUGUGUGCAGUCAGGCCACGCGUGUCUGCCUGAAUGGGGUCUGCACUGGGUCGGUUUGUGUGAAGCACCACCUGGAGAAGUGCGACUGUCCAGGAGACUCCAUGAGGGAGAAAUGCCACAUGUGCUGCCAGAAGCCCGAUCAGCCUGAGACUUGUGCGAGCACCACAUCGUCUGUUCUGUCCGAUCACUUCCAGAAAAAAGUGUUGCCCCUGGUGGGUGGUGCGCCGUGCUCUGGAAACCGUGGAUACUGCGACAAAUUUCACGUAUGCCGUAUCCUCGAUGCAGACGGCCCCAUCGCGAGACUGAAGAACUCCUUUCUUCAUUUGGAUGACUUCGACGACAUGGGAGAGUGGAUGAAGGCUCACUGGUGGGCCAUCCUGCUGGCUAUCCUGACGCUGUCUGGAGUGAUGGGCUGCACCGUCUGCCUCUGCAGCAUUAAACUGGACACACGUAACUUAGAGUGA